This is a messenger RNA of Kalmanozyma brasiliensis GHG001, 2175 nucleotides long. RefSeq names its product Ribonuclease III domain protein. The transcript has a single exon. Gene Ontology annotation, molecular function: double-stranded RNA binding; ribonuclease III activity. Bases 1 to 2175 code for a protein of 724 amino acids. NCBI's taxonomy places the organism in Eukaryota, Fungi, Basidiomycota, Ustilaginomycetes, Ustilaginales. Gene Ontology annotation, biological process: rRNA processing; regulation of gene expression; primary miRNA processing. The record is from RefSeq and is a predicted model, not a curated record. Gene Ontology annotation, cellular component: nucleus.
AUGUUGCUACCACACGCCGUUUCGGCGCUGCGAGCGUCCAGACGUACUCUCCUGCCCCUCCCACCAAUAGCCCGACUUCGGACGCCGACUCGAUGCAUCGCCUCGUCCAGUCACAGUGCAGCGCAAGUACAAGAAGUCGUUCCACAGGACUCGAAAGCCUCCGAUCAGCCCUCGUCAUCCUCGGCAGAGCCACAGAAGCUCGGCAAGCGAGCACGCAAGGCCCUCAAGGCGCGGCAGAGGCAGGACGAUGAACGCAUAGCCAAAGAAGCCAAAGCCAAGGCAAAAGCCGAAGUCCGCAACGCGGAUACAGGCUCUCAACAUGCCGCCAGCCGAGACGACGGAGGAGAUUCCGAAGCAUCGCCAAUCAUUCGAGUGAGGCAUGUCGUAGCCGUGGUAGACGGCUCAUCCUCAAGCUCAACAGCGCAAAGCAGAGAAGUUGACGCUUGGAGGUCGAAAGCCAAAGCUCAAGGCGAGACAGAUCCGACAAUUGGGUGGAGUGGGUCUCUAUUCCGAAGUCAUGUCUCGUCUCUACUCUCUGGAUUCGGUACCUCGCCAACUACCGAGCAGCUGCAAGAAAGCGAUUUGCCAGGCGCCGCUCCUAUCACCGACACCGCCUCAUCCACAGACGCUACCCAAAGCAGCACCGACACAAGCGGUCCAUCAGAUAGAAGAGGCAACCCAAGAUACAUGAACAAGUCGGAGCGAAUGGAGUCGCAAGCACGCGUCAUCUUCCAGGCUAUCCAGGAAGCACGUGAACGAGGCAUCGUCGACGAGGACGAAUCGUUCUUCUACCCCUAUCCCGAGGGUGUACCACCGAAAGAUGUCGAAGGCAGAGACGCUGUGUGGCUCAACCUUGGUCCAGAUCCGGAAGCAUGGGGACGAGAGAUCCCGCAGGUCAAGGACAGUUGGCUCGAAGUGCUCUCGCUCGGUCUGACCAAGGAGAUCACGGGCAGAGCGUACAAGCCGCCUUUCAGGUCACUUGAGGUCGACGAAGCCGACGAGACAGAGCUCGAACGAACAAAGGAAGAGCGGAUUGCAUUUGACGACUUGGUGGAUGAUUACGAUCUCGAAGACCACGAACGACUGGAACAGCUGGGAGACUCGAUCGUCAACAUGUCCUCCCGUCUGUUGGCAUAUCAGUCGUUCCCAGACGUCAACGAGGGGUCGCUGACGAGGCUUUCGAAUUAUCCGACGCAGAAUAACUUCCUGGCGUUGCUGUUCCAGGAGUGUGGACUGGCCGCAAGGCGGGACGAACUCCGAGAUGAACUCCGCAAGGCAGCCGCAACGGACCUCGAAGAAGGCCAAGACCAAGAGGACAAGCCACGAUCGAAGCGGCAGAUCAGGAAAGAGCAAGAGGCUACGCAGAAAGAAGAAGACAAAGCCCGGCUGCCUCUGCUCAUCAAACGCGAUGCAGACAUGUUCGAAGCCUAUGCUGCCGCUGUCUUCCUCAGCAACGGUAACGACUUUAACGUGGUGCACAACUGGCUCUGUCACCUGUUCAGGCCGUUCCAAGAUCAAGCCUACCGGUUCAUGGUGCAACGUAGUGAAGCGCUUGCCCGACUUCAGGCGAAACGUGCAGCGGCAGCAGCAGCAGCUGCCGCCGAAGCGACGGCCGCCGAGACAGCUUCCGCCAGCAAAGCCUUUUCACUGCCCUCUUUCCUCAGCAAGCCCAACGACGCUGGCUCACCAACCAAUCUCGCAGCCGAAGGCUUCGGCAUCAGGUCCGCCUCUGUCGACCCGUCGUCCGUGCCCUUCGCGGCGCUCUUCCCUGAAUUUGCGCGUGGCGACAAGCCCUCAGCAAUCCCGACCUAUGCGCUGAAUAACACCUCGGAAGCAUUCAUCACGGACGAGUUCCUCACCGUCGCCGCCCGCGCUCGGCGUCAACGCGAAGAGCGCCUCCGCGAAGAACUGCGCCUGCAAGAUCAGCAGGAGCUGAUGAACAUGGGCUGGUUCCGCAAGGGCUUCCUCAACCUCAGAACGGGCUUCAGGCAGUACGUGCUGGGAGCGGAUGUGCAGCGUGAAGAGGAGCUGAGGUUACGACAGAAGGUCAACGAGCAGAGAGGGAUGAGCGAGAAGGAUCGGCAGAGGUUGCGGGCCCAGGAGAGGUAUGCGGCCGGCGUGUCGAUUCGGAGCACGGGGAGUAAGAAGAAGCAGCGGCUUGGGGAUGUUGAGUAA